GCGACAUACUGCUGAAUAGUUGUAAACAGCGUAUGCUCUUUUACAAAGUCGCGUUAUCUGGAAAAUUAGUGGAACUCAAGCUUGUUGACAUUUCUUACGCAUGGUUAAUAUUGAAACUGCGUUUUAAGCCUCGCCCAAAUGAAUUUAAAUAUGUCGCUAAACAACAUAAAUACAAACGGUUUUUACGAUGAACCGAUUUUAUUGUGGAAAACAAAGCAACGCGUUCAUUACCAAGAUGAUGUGGCACGAACCAAAAAAAAUCAAGCACUUACCGACAGCUGCGAAUAUAUUACAAUAAGGCAACCGAAAAAAUCGAUAUCCUUCUCUCGUCUAUCGCCCGCCACGACGACACCGCCGGGUACACCAGCAAUCUCCGGCAACGUUAACACAUCCAUUGCUGCUACUUCUAACUCCGUGAAACGGUACGCUCGUACCGCAUGUGAUCAUUGCGGUCACCAUAAUAUACCAAUCAUGUCACACCCUAUUUCGCCGCUAGCGAAAUCGCAGACUACAUUGGAACUGGUGGAGCACAGUAACCAGCGUCAGGCUCUCUUACCACUCCCAGCUAUCGGUAUACACCGUGACGACUCAGCUUGCACACUCCAGGUGUCCCGCCGUCCUUCUAUACUGUUGCAGGAGAUCCUGACCCAACGACAGUCUGGCCCUGGACGGAAAGAUCCCAGUAAUUUUCUACAUCCACGCAACUAUAGAAAUGCAGGAAAUCCCAAUGGAACUGUUAACGGCAGUACGGCGACCAUCAAUUUUCAAAGUGGCUCUGGAAGUGCUCGCAACGGUUCCAGUGCCAACUACGACAGUGGCGCAAAAAGCUUUCAAGCCAAACAGCAAAAAGAAAAAAACCGGAGAACGGGCAACGAUGCCAUCAGCUCGGCAUUGUCUGCCACUUAUUGCAAGUUGCUAGUCCUGUUAGGUGUAUGCCUUCCUAUUACGGAAGUCAUAUCAGAUCAAAUACCAACCUAUGUGUACCAGGGCUUUUAUGUUUAUUUAUAUGCUGUCAGCAUAUUUUUUGUCAUAUUUUUGUACAUAAGUGCAUUCCGUAAUCGAUCACUCUUCAAUGCUCUCAAGGACUUUCACGAAAAAAAUAGCAAUAUACACCUGAAACACAAAGUGAAUCACUUCGGAAGCUUCUAUCUACGCGUUGGCGCCAUUGCCUUCGCUAUUGGUACAAUGGUAUAUUCAGGAUUGGAAUUUGGUCAAUUCUUUGAACUAAAUGGUCAUGCUGGAUGCCACGAUGUCUUUGUAGCUAUCACUCCUAUCUGCCGCAUGAUCCUAUGCAUUGCCCAAGUACAGUUUAUCUUCCUAAACACCACGUAUAUGGACAUGGCGCGGCACAAGGUAACAUCGCGAUUUGGGCUCAUGCACAUGGUGGCCACAAAUUUGUGUGAGUGGUUAUACGUGUUGGUGGAGGAGACAAAACACGAAAUAUUUCAUAUAAGCCACCAUGACAUUGAUCCAGGCCAAGAUCCCGUAUUACACAGCGGAGCACAUGGAGGUCCUGACUGGUCAGCCGUAAACGAAUCGCUACAACUUCACGGCCAACAUUACAUAGGAUUAAAAAUGCAAAACCGCUCCGUAGAAAGCAUGGUUCACAACAUAUUAGCGAAUAUGUCGACGUCGGUUAGUAAUAUUACAAUAAUAGCAGCGCCUACACAUGCCUCUUUUACUGGAUGCUCUCGUACAACAAUCAUGGGUGCAUUAGUCCAACAACUGUCACCAUUUCUUUUUCCGUGUACGAUUGAAUACUCAUUGAUUUGCGCAGUAAUUUUAUUUGAGAUGUGGAAGACUGUUAAAUCCAUACCGGACAUCGACAAGACACGUAAAAACUCAGUAAAGCCAAUUGCACAGAAGCCGGCACACCACUUCUCUGUCGAUUGCUCCCAGUCUCACAAAGGUCUCUUUUUCGGCAUACUAAUUAUUGUUAUGACUAUAAUCUCAAUGAUUAUGUACUUUGUGCUGUAUACACAACCCGGCUACGAACUCAUCGCAACCCAGGAAGUUACACUUUGGGAGACUUUUAUGUACUUCAUGUGCGCCUCCGCAGUAAUAACAGGCAUGAUCUUAAUGCGUGAUCUGAGGUACAUCAAGGAUACGAGCGACGAACACCAUUCAAUGGAUUUGGAUAAUCUCUUACUUGUAGUGGCCCAGACAGGCGUCUACUUGUAUGGGAUGUUCAGUAUUUUUGGCAGCUAUUUUGCAAAAUGGGACACGGUACCAGACCGAGUUGAAGGCAUUAUUGCCGAGGUUUUUGGUGUGGUACAGACGUCAUUGCAGACGAUGUUUAUACUACAUGCUAGCCAUCGCCGCUGCAAGGGAUCUAAGCAAGUGCGUCGUAAGCCCGGCCGGGAGAUUAUUACGUUUUUGUUAGUUGCAAACAUUGCCAUAUGGUUUGUCAACACUCUUAUUAAAGGACGCGCUGUGUUUCGUGAGUCGCACCUUGAGUUUUUUGGUGUUUGGGGCUGGACAAUUAUUACACAUAUUUCUAUGCCACUGGCGAUUUUCUAUCGCUUUCAUUCUACGAUUUGUCUUUUCGAAGUGUGGAAAAUUACAUACAAGGCCAAGGCACACUAAUUAGAUUAGAUGGAUAUUAACAAAUGUAUUCCCCAUUUGUUUUCAUUUUUUAUUAUAUUAUUUUAAGUCCUUUGUAAUUGAGUAUUAUUUAGUAAGCAUUUUUAGGUUCAACAAAUAAAAGAUUAAAGUAUUCAAAAAAUCA
This is a messenger RNA of Drosophila virilis, 2728 nucleotides long. It is a transcript of the gene OtopLb, whose product is annotated as Otopetrin-like b. Gene Ontology annotation, molecular function: proton channel activity. The record is from RefSeq and is a predicted model, not a curated record. NCBI's taxonomy places the organism in Eukaryota, Metazoa, Arthropoda, Insecta, Diptera, Drosophilidae. Gene Ontology annotation, cellular component: membrane. Gene Ontology annotation, biological process: proton transmembrane transport.